This is a messenger RNA of Lactuca virosa, 1759 nucleotides long. The record is from the annotation of a GenBank genome assembly. NCBI's taxonomy places the organism in Eukaryota, Viridiplantae, Streptophyta, Magnoliopsida, Asterales, Asteraceae.
UGGUGUGUGGGAGUGAACUCUUUUUAAAAAGAUAGCGGUAAAGUGUCACGAGGCUGCUGUGGUGGAUAAAAUCCACGUGGACACAAGAUAACCACCAAAAACCUCCACUGUCAUCCUCCUCUCCACCAACCACCAACCACCACUACCACCACCACCACCACCAUCACCGGAUUUCACACAAACAAAUUCACGUAGAAUCAGUUUCCCAAACAUGAUAUCGAUCAGCUCGACUGAUUGACUUUAGGUUACAAAAAUGGCAUUAAAAUCUACGCCUCCAAUUUCUUCCUCCUUACACUUCCCGCAUUUAUCAGUGGUUCGUUCGCCGCCGUACAUUCUGUUUACAAGAUGCAAAUCGAUCAGGUCAACAUAUCCGGCGAUCUCUCUGCGGAAGAGCUGCUAUUUUCUGUUCCCAAUUCCACUGGAAGUCUUAUCGACCGGUAGGUCUAAGCGUUAUACAAAAUCAACGGAAGAUAGUAGACAGGAAACUCCUGCUGGUGAUAAUGACGACGAUGAUUCCAUUGAAGAGACUUAUCCCAGCUCAGAUGAUUUUGAUAAAGUUACUUCCAGUGAUUCGAGGAAAAGUAUCUCGUCCUUGUCUGAUGCUCUUAACCUUGGGAGUCGUGAUCCUGUUUAUGAGGUUGUGGAAGUUAGUUCAAAAGGAAUGGUCUCAACCCGAAAAGUUAACAGGAGGCAUCUACUAAAAUCAAGUGGUCUUCGUCCACGUGACAUACGAAGUGUUGAUCCCUCAUUAUGGUUGACAAACACAAUGCCCUCUUUACUGGUUCGUGAAAAUGCGAUACUAUUGAAUUUAGGCUCAUUGCGUGCAAUUGCAAUGCAAGAAUGUGUCUUUAUAUUCAACUACAAUCGUAGAGGAGGAAAAGCUUUUAUAGAUGAUUUGUUACCUCGAUUAAACCCUAAAAGUAUGAUUGGAGGAGGCGUAAUAAUGCCCUUUGAGCUUGAGGUAGUUGAAGCUGCACUUAAUUCACGAAUACAGCACUUUGAACACAGACUAAUGGAUUUAGACCCACACGUUCAAGAUUUACUCAAGGUUUUACCAAACCGAUUAACAGCUAACAUACUGGAACAGCUUCGUAUAUGCAAGCAAACUUUGGUGGAACUUGGAUCAAAAGCAGGAGCACUAAGACAAAUGCUGCUUGAUAUGUUGGAAGAUUCUCAAGAAAUUCGUCGACUUUGUAUUGUGGGUAGAAACUGUAUAUUGAGUAGAAAUAGCAAUGUUGAAUGCUCAGUUCCACUUGAGAAGCAGAUUGAUGAGGAAGAGGAAGAAGAAAUUGAAAUGUUGUUGGAAAAUUAUCUUCACAGAUGUGAGUCAUGUCAUAAUCAAGCAGAAAGGCUUCUUGAUUCCGCAAGAGAAAUGGAAGAUUCCAUUGCUGUUAACUUGAGUUCACGGAGGCUUCAGGUGAGCAGAUUUGAAUUGCUUCUUCAGGUUGGGAGCUUUUGUCUAGGAGCUGGUGCUCUUGUUUCAGGUAUAUUUGGGAUGAAUUUAAGAUCCUAUAUUGAAGAACAUGUGUUUGCGUUUUGGCUUACAACAGCCGGAAUUAUCUUCGGCGGAUCUUGCAAGAUCAAGGGAUGAUAAUACCAUUUGAGGUGAAUAUGCAAGGUUUUAGCAAGAUGGAAGAAUAGAUAUAUUUUGUGUAUAAUUGUAUGUAAAUUCUAAAUGUUCAUUGUGUACACACCAUGAUAGAUAAAUACGAUACAAGAUUUUUUGUCGAUUAUUGUUUGGAUAAAGUGUUGUCUGGAU